AUGAGAAUUUUGCAGACUAACCAAGCCAAUGUCCUUUUUGCCGACGAGGACGACACAUUUCUCGCCCAAUUCCCACAGCAGACGGUUCCUGCCGAAAUCAGCAGGUCGUUCUUACACAACAUUACCCUUAUCCGCAAAGCCUCAUAUUGCCCAGCACCACCCGCUGCAGCCACUAUCCUGUCAACGCCGGGAGACUUCUACGUUAAACGGCCGGAUCUUAUGGCGGCCGGCAGCGUGGACCUGGCAUCCCUCGUCCUCCGGGAGCUGAAUGUCUGCGAGACCUUGAAAAGACACCCGCACCCGAAUGUAGCAACGUACCACGGAUGCCUGGUGUCCGAAGGGCUCGUUACGGGUCUUUGCUUCACCAGGUACCCGCAAACUCUCGCGGGCAAGCUCAACCCGGACUUCCUAAACAAAUCCGAGUUUAUAAAAAUGGAAGACUUUGCGGCUGCUAGAAAGCUGGCCGCCGAAAAUUGCCUCGCUGGAAUCGAGGCGGGCAUCCGACACCUGCACGCUCUUAACAUCGUGCACAACGAUCUGAACCCAGCCAAUAUUGCGAUGACCGAGGAUGGUGUCCCGGUCAUCAUCGACUUUGAUAGCUCUUCGGCACCGGGGGCAGCGCUAGACGGAAUCAAGCGGACACAUGGGUGGUAUGAUAGAAAUGAUAAGGUGGCACGAACGGACAAUGACUUGAAGGCCCUGCUCGAGCUUCGUGUGUGGCUGUCAGGGUCUUCCCCUGAAAAGUACCAGUUUAGGGACAUCUAA
Messenger RNA from Pyricularia grisea, 765 nucleotides. RefSeq lists its product as uncharacterized. The transcript has 2 exons. Gene Ontology annotation, biological process: protein phosphorylation. Gene Ontology annotation, molecular function: ATP binding; protein kinase activity. Bases 1 to 765 code for a protein of 254 amino acids. The record is from RefSeq and is a predicted model, not a curated record. NCBI's taxonomy places the organism in Eukaryota, Fungi, Ascomycota, Sordariomycetes, Magnaporthales, Pyriculariaceae.